Messenger RNA from Ornithodoros turicata, 2236 nucleotides. RefSeq names its product neprilysin-1-like. NCBI's taxonomy places the organism in Eukaryota, Metazoa, Arthropoda, Arachnida, Ixodida, Argasidae. The record is from RefSeq and is a predicted model, not a curated record. Bases 87 to 2213 code for a protein of 708 amino acids. Gene Ontology annotation, molecular function: metalloendopeptidase activity. The transcript is spliced from 4 exons. Gene Ontology annotation, biological process: protein processing. Gene Ontology annotation, cellular component: plasma membrane.
UUCACUACUUUCGCCGCGUGCAGCGUGAGAGUGCAUCUUGUAUAACAAUUCCUGGACACCGUGGGCUUUUCGAUAUAUUUUCAGAUAUGAACAAUUCUGCACAGCCCCGGCCGACAGAGGUUGGAGCUGGUACGACGGGCGAAGCUCGAGCCUUCGAAACGGGUUAUGAGAAAGGUGCUGCUGGGAACUACGACAGACGAUCCCCCCACCUGAAGGAACCACCGAACACCCUUGCACAGGAAGGCCGCGACAUCAGCCAGGAACAAAAGAAGUUUAAGACGACGGGAACCAUCAUGUGCGCCAUCAUCUUUGUCGGCGUUAUAACCAUCAUUGUCGUCAAGAUAAUCCGCGUGGGAAAAUACGACCCACUUACGGACGACGAUGUGUGCAACACUUUCGACUGCAUGAUAUACGAACAACUCCUCAAGGCUUCUCUCGAUAGGUCUCUUGACCCGUGUGAGAACUUUUACCGAUACGUUUGCAGCGCCUGGGAUCGCACGCACGCGAGGUCUGUACUCGAUCAGCAUCGUCGUGACCAUUUAAAGAUGAUAUCCGGCAAAGCCCGAGACAUAAAAGCUCCGCCAACAGAUCAGUCGGCUACAGAAAAAGCGGCCAAAUAUUACCAGUCCUGCAUAGAGCUUGCUUUCAAGAACAGAUCUGAAAUAUCUGAGUUUCGUGAGAUGAUGAAAGAUGGGAAUAUCACUUGGCCUCAUUCAUCACAAAAUAGUGAUUUCCUCCAGAUGAUGGCACAUGCAAUUGCAAAGUGGGAUGUAAGUCCCGUACUACAGUUCCAAAAAAUAAUUCGGAAUGAAACGGUGGUGCUGACGAUCUCACCUGGAAGGUUCGUUUCAGCUUGGCAUGAAACUCGAAGCCGGCUUAUUGCUUCGGGUCGUUAUUACCAGUAUUUUUCUCGGUUAUACGAUGUAUUUGGGGUAAAUGCUCCAAGCAUGGCUACGUUGGAUAUGAUGAACAAUGUCGAAGACAAGAUCAUGACUAGCCUUUUGCACGGUCUGCUAGAUGAGAGUACUGCUGAACUAGAAGAAGACGCGCUCAUAAAUGCGAGCACUGCCUUUAGUUAUGAACGGUGGCGACAAUUAUUCAAGGAUGUCUUAGAUGUUCCAAAUGAUCAGAAAAUCGUCGCACGCGUGGUCUCUCUGGACUACUUCAAGGAACUCAAUGCGGUAACAAAAGAACAAACCGAAUCUGCCAUGAUCAAUUUCUUCUCGCAAGCAGUACUGUUCGAGAUAGGCCACCUCUUUUUACCAGACGUUGCCAACUUGGUGUAUGUCUCCAAGGAGGAAGCAGUGGAAGCUGCACUCUUCCGUUGUCUCUAUCACGUAGAGAGACACAUGGAACUAGCCAUCACAAUGCCGCACCUCUACGAUGUCAUUCCGUCUGUCACUCAAUGGGACGUAACUGCCCUCUACGAAAACGUCAGCUUCGUUGUGGAGCGCCACGUCCGAGUUCUCAGCCCCGAAUACGUCCCUCGACAUCAUGCAAAUGCUUCCGGGAUUUUGGGAGCCUUCGAUCGCUUGCUGAAACCGUCAGAGUUAGAUCAGCGUUUUGCUCGAUUUCCUAAUAUGGGUACGUCAUUUUCUACAAAUUUCCUCAAGGUUGUCGCAGCUACGAGACUAAAUACUGGGAAACGAGCUCGAUACCUUCAUCGUGUCAACUACAGCAGGCUUUACGAUGUGGCCUUGCAAAGAAUCACUCUUACUCCCUUUGUACUGACCUUACCCGUUUACGCCGUGGGGGUUCCUGCCGCCGUGCGCUACGGCUCUUUGGGGUCCCUUAUUCUGGCCAGUGUAGCUGAAGACAUAUAUAGGAAUGACGUUUCCAAAAUGAAAUCUAAUGUGAGGGAAAAGUUCACCAAUGUGGAAUCAUGUCUGCGGGACAUGCGCGUAACUGCCGCGAGCCUGUACUCUAUCGUUGGCACACAGCUUUUGAAGCAAGCGUACGAUUUCGGCAUUUCACGAGAGAGACAUACGGAACUCGACGAGCAGGCAAGUGGCGACAGGCUGAGGGAACUGCGGGAGUUUUCUCAGCUGCAGUUAAUGUUCGUGGCGGCGUGUUUUCUUCAAUGUGCGGGGUCAAAGCGUGCAUACGAGGACGCAUGCAACGUACCCUUGCAAAACGUGAAGGACUUUGCGCUUGUGUUUAAAUGUUCUAGUCAUAGCUUUAUGAAUCCGCAAAAGAAAUGCACCAUAUUCUGAUAAAGAAGCUGUUCAAUUAUUUA